Fukomys damarensis (Damara mole-rat) is the source of this 2922-nucleotide messenger RNA. It is a transcript of the gene Ap3m1, whose product is annotated as adaptor related protein complex 3 subunit mu 1. Gene Ontology annotation, biological process: intracellular protein transport; endocytosis. The record is from RefSeq and is a predicted model, not a curated record. The transcript is spliced from 10 exons. Gene Ontology annotation, cellular component: clathrin adaptor complex; cytoplasmic vesicle. Bases 472 to 1728 code for a protein of 418 amino acids. NCBI's taxonomy places the organism in Eukaryota, Metazoa, Chordata, Mammalia, Rodentia, Bathyergidae.
GGGAAUCUACGGACUGAGGACAGCUCAAAAACUGGGGAGUAGGCUGAUAGCUGGCACUCCGGACUCCAUCCUGGGCUCUGGAGCGGUUCUGAUGUUGUGGGCCGGGGCUGCGCCUCCUCCUUAGCCCGGCCUUCCGGGCUUUCUUGCAGAAUGGGCCGGAAGGGAGCCGUGCACCUGCCCCCAGGGUUCUGAAAUCCUUGCUCCAGGAGGUCAAGCUCUCUGAAGUCCCUCUUUGUGCUUCGGCGCAGGAAAGAGGUCUUGUCGCCCUCAGUGAGCAGGAGUACUGAUGACUUAAUUCUCAGCCCUUAGAGCUUCCGCCUUGGAGGACAAAGCCCCUGAUGGGUCUGAGCUGACGUCCCGUUAGAGGAUGGUUCUUGUCUGAGCCUGGGCUGGGGAAUACAGUGAGGAGGGUGUUACAGUUGUGCAGAAGAAAGGUGACGGAGAUCUGAACUGAAGAGAUGGCAGUCAAAAAUGAUUCACAGUCUAUUUCUCAUAAACUGUUCUGGUGACAUAUUUCUAGAGAAGCACUGGAAAAGUGUUGUGAGCCAGUCUGUCUGUGAUUAUUUCUUUGAAGCUCAGGAGAAAGCCGCUGAUGUUGAAAAUGUACCACCUGUCAUUUCAACGCCUCACCACUACCUCAUCAGUAUCUACCGGGAUAAGCUCUUCUUUGUGUCUGUCAUACAGACGGAAGUGCCACCUCUCUUUGUAAUUGAAUUCCUACACCGAGUUGCUGACACUUUUCAGGACUACUUUGGUGAGUGUUCGGAGGCUGCAAUUAAGGACAAUGUGGUCAUAGUAUAUGAGCUCUUAGAAGAAAUGUUGGACAAUGGAUUUCCACUGGCUACUGAAUCUAACAUUUUAAAAGAAUUGAUUAAACCCCCAACAAUUCUACGUUCUGUUGUCAACUCUAUUACAGGCAGUAGUAAUGUAGGGGACACACUCCCCACUGGGCAGCUGUCCAAUAUCCCAUGGCGCCGGGCAGGAGUAAAGUAUACAAACAAUGAAGCCUAUUUUGAUGUCGUUGAAGAAAUAGAUGCAAUUAUAGAUAAAUCAGGAUCUACAGUCUUUGCAGAAAUUCAGGGGGUCAUUGAUGCUUGUAUUAAGCUAUCUGGAAUGCCUGAUCUCUCUCUUUCUUUCAUGAACCCAAGGCUUCUGGAUGAUGUCAGCUUCCACCCCUGUAUCCGGUUCAAGCGUUGGGAAUCUGAAAGAGUUUUGUCAUUUAUUCCUCCAGAUGGAAAUUUCCGACUCAUUUCAUACCGAGUCAGCUCACAAAAUCUAGUGGCAAUACCAGUGUAUGUGAAACACAAUAUCAGCUUUAAGGAGAACAGUUCUUGUGGAAGAUUUGAUAUAACAAUUGGACCAAAGCAGAAUAUGGGAAAAACUAUUGAAGGAAUUACAGUGACAGUUCACAUGCCAAAAGUUGUGCUGAAUAUGAACCUGACACCAACACAAGGCAGCUAUACAUUUGAUCCAGUCACCAAGGUACUAACAUGGGAUGUGGGGAAAAUUACUCCACAAAAGCUCCCAAGUCUUAAAGGACUGGUAAAUUUACAGUCUGGAGCACCCAAACCAGAAGAGAAUCCAAGCCUCAACAUACAGUUCAAGAUCCAGCAGCUUGCUAUUUCAGGCUUGAAAGUAAACCGUUUGGACAUGUAUGGGGAGAAAUACAAGCCAUUUAAAGGAGUCAAAUAUGUCACAAAAGCUGGAAAGUUCCAAGUGAGGACAUGAGAAGAGGCCAGAAUUCCUCAAGAUUAGUUUGUUUUCCAAGUGUCAUUACAGUUUAUUAUUAUUAGAUGAAGAGACUGCAUGUCCAGUCUAGUGCCCAAACUCUACUUAAAAUACAUGGAAGUUGGGGAUAACAGUUCCCGUGGCUUGGAGAAGAGGAGAUCAGGUGGGAACUACAAUGAGGUAUCAACAACAACCUCCUGGUUUCCUCCACAUUGCCCCUAACCUUUGUCUCCUGGUUUAUAGAUCAAAACUAAUUUGUCUCCCAGUUAUCUCUGAGUUCCUCAAGGGGAAAGAUUGUGCCCCUUAUUUUCUUAACUUGUGUAGGUCCUGACACAGUGCCUCACACCUAUUCCCUAAGUCUUGUCUGGACACUCAACAAAGAUGAACGUUUUACCAGGAGAAGGCCUACCACAAAGAGGAUAAGGAAAGGACGGAGUGGUCAUGAGGGUUUUCUGAAAAACCUGGGCCACAAUUCCAGGAGGGAAAGAAAGAACACAAACUCUUAAGAAGUGGUUGCUAAAGUACAUGCAAGAGACAUCACAUAAGAGAAUCCUCCACCACCUUUUAUUUCUAUCUUGGUCAGAAACCCAAAGAAAAUCAGAAGCACCUCCUGCUAGGGAUUUAGCUCAGUGGUGGCAACGCCUGCCUCGCAAGCGCAAGGUCACGAGUUCGAUCUCUGGUACCAAAAAAAUAAAAAAAAGAGAGAGAAGCACCCCUCCUGAGCUGCCAUUUCAGUCUUAGCACAGCCUUCACCACCUUUUGUCCCUGAAUUUCCUGCCACUACUUGUCCCCUUGAGGCUGAAAAUCACCCAGAGCCAGGACGUCGGCUUUCUUUGCAACCAGAAAGACAGCAGGUGGGAAUGAACAGGCACUGGAGGGUCAAGACAGUCAUACCUAUUCCAGGGAGGAAGAGAAUUGAGCAGAUUCGACUGCCACACUUACAUCAGGUGCUUAAUCUCCCUACACCUUUGUGUCCACUCUGUAAAAUGAUGAAAAUUGCCUAAGAGCUUCACUUCUGGUCCCAGGUUUCUGAUGCAUCUCUCCCACACAGACUCCUUCUACAGCACAACUCUUGAGUCCAUCCAACAUAUUGAACACUUGAUCCAGAGGUAAUACAUCCCUAAGACUGAAUUAAAUUAAACAGCACAGAAAACUGCUGGCGAGAACUCCAAAGCAGCAGGCACAUACCUGCUC